GUUCGUUUUUAAAUCAAAAGCAACGGCAGACAAUGAAGUAGACCAAAUUUGCACUUUACUAAAUUUAGCAACUCAAGGUCAAGGAUGAAGAACAGCUUCAGACAUAUGGCUGUUGCUAAAAGCAAUUUGGGAUUCCGGCUUGUUGUUUCGUGUCUGUUGCUCCUCAUUACAGAUUGCCAGAGUGCUCAGAGGCAUUUCAACAAACAUGUUGCGCUCUUCAUUUUCGGUGAUUCACUUUUUGAUUCUGGAAACAACAACUACAUAAACACUAAUCCGAACUUUCAAGCGAAAUUUUGGCCCUAUGGCGAAUCAUACUUCAAUCCGCCAGCGCCAAGUGGAAGAUUCUCUAAUGGCCGUCUCAUCCCUGAUUUCAUCGCUGAGUUUGCUGGAUUGCCUCUCAUUCCUGCGUAUCUUGACCCCCAUUACCAUAAUAAAGAAUUUGGGUAUGGAGCAAAUUUUGCGUCAGGGGGAUCUGGUGCAUUAGUCGAGACCAAUGGAGGGCUUGUAGUUGAUCUCAAAACACAGCUACAGUAUUUCUUGGAUUUAGAGAAACGUUUUAGGAAGAAUUUAGGAAACUUGACCGAUGUGUUCAAGGAAAUCCAUGAAAAAGGUGGGAGGAAGAUUGGAAUCGCGAUGAUCCCGCCAUUAGGUUGUUUGCCUAUAGCUCGUGCACAACAGCCAUGCAAUACAUGCUACGAAGAAUUUAACACCAUAGCAAGUCUACACAAUCGAGCAGUUUCUAAGAAAAUGAAAGAGAUGACAAAACAAUUUGAAGGAUUCAUGUUUGCAAACUAUGAUCAUUCAACUGCACUUAGCAAACGGAUGAAGAACCCAUCAAAAUAUGGGUUUUUAUUUGAUGAUCAUCUAAUGUAUACUUCUAUCCAUCUACAUAUUUUAUUUGAGUUUUUGAGAUUAUAUAAUGGAGAUUCAUCGAUUGGCUCCUUUUAA
Molecule: messenger RNA, 948 nt
Organism: Lactuca saligna
Lineage: Eukaryota; Viridiplantae; Streptophyta; Magnoliopsida; Asterales; Asteraceae
Source: the annotation of a GenBank genome assembly